Molecule: messenger RNA, 864 nt
Organism: Chironomus riparius
Lineage: Eukaryota; Metazoa; Arthropoda; Insecta; Diptera; Chironomidae
Source: the annotation of a GenBank genome assembly
AUGGCAUUGAUGAAGUUUUCACUUCUGUUUUUCUACACGGAAGACAUUUUUGAUCUUAUUAGGGAGAUCCGGAUGCUGAAUCAAAAAUGGAAGUUCUCAAAAUACAGCAAGUUAAUUAAGGAAGCAAACAGCUUGGAUAAGCUGGUCUUAUCACUUUUAUCAGGAUGUUGUCUUAUUGGUGGUGUUGGAUAUCUUGUGAUCCCAUUUAUUAAGAAUAUUUAUAGCAUAUUCUAUGGCUCUGUACUUGCCUAUGACAUGCCUUACAAGACUGCAUUCUUUUAUGAUGUAACUCAGUCUCCAGCUUAUGCGUUGACUUAUAUGGUGCAGACUUAUUGGACUUAUAUAACAAUUACACUGAAUAUCACAGUCGACACAAUUUUCUUCGGCUUCUGCCUGAACAUCUGUGUACAUUACAAAAUUCUUCGUAAAAUUAUUAAUGAAAUGGACGUAAAGGAUUUCGUAAGCUAUCAUCAAAAAGUAAUUGACAUGACAUUAAAACUCAACGAGCUCUUUAGCUUCGUAAUUUUCAUAGAGUUCUUGCUGCUUUCGAUUCUUCUCUGCGUUACCGCCUUUCAAGUUGUUAUGAGCGAUGAUUUAUUAAGAAUUAUGACAGCAUUUUUCCAUGGCAUGGCUGCAUUCUUGGACUUAUUGAUUUAUUCUUAUGGUGGGCAGAAAGUCAUGGACUAUUCUGCAGAAGUUUGUGAUGAUUGCGAGAAAAUUGAUGAUCAUUAUGUCUUCAUAUCAAUGAGGUCACAGAAAGUGGUGAAAAUUAAGUCAAUGAUGUUUCAUGCAUCAUUACCGACAUUCAAUUUGAUUUUGAGUCGUACAAUGUCGUUGAUUACUUUGUUGCAGUCGUUUUUAUAA